AGCUACACCACGUCCUGGCACACAAUGCUCCACCACCAAGUUACCACAGCGCAAUGGAGGCUCACAGCAUGCAGGGCGACAAGUUGCAAAGCAUCCUGCUUUUGAACCUUCACUACAUCGUACGAACGUAAACAUCUCUUAUGCAGGGGGAGAAUCUCCUCCUAGGUCGGGAUCUACAGAACCACUGAUUGUCGCAGCCAUUUGUACUGCCCAGUGGUGUACCAUCUGAAAGCAGCAAGCGUACCUGUGAACUUGAUGAAGGCCUCUAUAUGCAAACCCCAGCAGGUACAACAGCUGAAGGUGGUUCAAGCAAACACGUGACAAGGGGACAUCAGGCAUUGCCAUAUUACGAGUUCCAACAACAGGUCCUAAAGAGCCUAAACAUUUUGCGUCUUGGAAUGCAACAAGAAAGCGAGCUUUUGUCCAGCCUCGUGCCUCUACAGACUUCCCUUAUUGAGGUUCCAAAGUUGCUUGAAAGUCCACUUAACUCUGUGGAAGAACUGCAGUUAUUUGAGAAGGAACUUACACCGGAACGUCAAAAACAGCUGAUACUGGAGCUCUCCCUCCUCGGGGACAAUGCAGCAAAGCUUGCAGUGCGUCGCAUAAUGGCAUACGUUCUUACAAACCACCUGGGGCAGCAGUACAGCUGGGAAGGGAAGAAGGUCUCUUCUGCGCUGAGCCAUUUCCCAAACCUGUGGUUGCGCGUGGCAUUGAACGUAGGCUUCGCCGCAACCUGCUCGUGCGACGAUGGGGCUCCUCUACAGGUUCAAAAUUUGGAACCCGAAUGGAACCUUGAAGAUGCCGCUAUUCAUGCCCAAAAAAUUGCUCAAAAGUUUUGUCCUGGCAGAGGCAAGAUGCCAUUAGAGAACGCAAAUGCAAAGCGCAACGCAACGCAAUGA
Ornithodoros turicata is the source of this 899-nucleotide messenger RNA. RefSeq lists its product as uncharacterized. Lineage: Eukaryota; Metazoa; Arthropoda; Arachnida; Ixodida; Argasidae. Bases 270 to 899 code for a protein of 209 amino acids. The record is from RefSeq and is a predicted model, not a curated record. The transcript has 9 exons.